Exophiala oligosperma is the source of this 1042-nucleotide messenger RNA. Its product is annotated as 60S ribosomal protein L17. Gene Ontology annotation, biological process: cytoplasmic translation. Gene Ontology annotation, cellular component: cytosolic large ribosomal subunit; ribosome. The transcript has 3 exons. Gene Ontology annotation, molecular function: structural constituent of ribosome. The record is from RefSeq and is a predicted model, not a curated record. NCBI's taxonomy places the organism in Eukaryota, Fungi, Ascomycota, Eurotiomycetes, Chaetothyriales, Herpotrichiellaceae. Bases 60 to 620 code for a protein of 186 amino acids.
GAUCAAUUGACAACGCCGAUAAACAAAGGACCAUCUCUUUACCGCACACAAUCGACAAGAUGGUCCGCUACGCCCCCGCCGACCGCAUCCCCAGCGCCAAAUCGGCAAAGAGCCGUGGCAGCUACCUCCGAGUCAGCUUCAAGAACACCCGCGAGACGGCCCAGGCCAUCAACGGCUGGAAACUCGAGCGCGCCGUCAAGUACCUUGAGAACGUCCAGGAAUUGAAGGAGGCUGUUCCGAUGAGGAGAUAUGCCGGCAGCACUGGCCGAAGCGCACAAGGCAAGCAAUUCGGUGUCUCCAAGGCCCGCCACCCAGUCAAGUCGGCCGAGUUCCUCCUCGGUCUGCUCAAGAACGCCGAAGCCAACGCCGACACCAAGGGCCUCGACACCUCUAACCUGAUCGUCAAGCACAUCCAAGUCAACCAGGCCCCCAAGCAGCGUCGCCGAACGUACCGCGCCCACGGUCGCAUCAACCCUUACAUGUCCAACCCGUGCCACAUCGAGCUGAUCCUGACCGAAGGCGAGGAGGCCGUCACCAAGGCCGAGGAGUUGGGUGUCUCCCAGAGACUGAACUCCAGACAGCGAGGUGCUCAGAGACGAAAGGCCAUCACCUCCUCAUAGACGGGGUUCAUUCUCUUUGCUUUGCAAAAUCAAUCAACUCAGUCGAGGAGAUUCUGAACCGCAAGCUGAAAGGACACGAAUUGAAAAAACAAAUGUCGUGAACCGACCUUUUCUUUCCCCCCUGGGCGUGAAAGAUGAUGAUCUCGAUCGAAUGGCAAUUUUUUUUGGUGAAAGUACAAACGUGGUUGAUGGAUGACGGAUGGGAAGGCGAAGGUGUCGUCGCUAGCUGGACACACACAAGUAUGGCGGCUCGACUGCAAAAGGAGAAUUGUAUGUAGUUGGAGUCGAUAUCGGCUUUCGAUGAUCACACAACUUUACACUUGCGGCAUGGAAGGGCCUUAGGACUUGAACGAGAGAAGAACGUGCAUCUUUCAAACUUGUAGCAUGGUAAUUCCCCGCAAUGUGAAAAAGAAGAAAAAAAA